UGCGGUUAUUGCUGUUUCCACUUUAUCCUAUGUUUUGUCAUCACCUUUUUGUGCUGUAGAGCACAGUAUAGAAGUGCAACAAAGACUCAGUUCCUGUCAAUAGUAGUAUGUGUACGCGGAAUUUGGCGCGGGUAGUACUGAGUGGAGUCAGUGGCAUCAGUGUCUGCGUCGCGAACCAAGUGCACUGUCGCGCAAAUAACACUCGGCAUUUCUUGGUUUCUAGGUCUUUUGUGACACGUAGAAUGAUGGAAAGUGUAACGGUGCAUCCGUUAGCAACUGAUCCUGACAUCGUGGCUGAAAGAGACAAGUACUUGAACAUGCCAACGUCGGAACGUCGACGCCACUACAAAACCAAGAAGUUUGUGACGCUCGAAGAUAUUCCAGACUGGCCAGCUUACAGCAAAGCGAAGAAUAUUACCGCCAGCGGCUCGGGGAAGUGGUCGAAGAGGUACGACUUGAGCAGCAAGGUCUCCAUGUUUGUCGGUGACAUCACGGCAUUGGAAAUUGACGCCAUCGUCAAUGCAGCUAAUAACGCCAUGCUUGGUGGGGGUGGAGUGGACGGAGCAAUCCACCGUGCAGCAGGCCAUAAGCUCGUAGAGGAAUGUAAAAUGCACAACGGAUGCGCAACGGGAGAUGCCAAGAUCACGGGUGGCUACGACCUACCUGCAAAGUACGUGAUUCACACAGUCGGACCUGUUGGUGAAAAGGAGGCGAAACUUCACAGCUGUUACCUGACUUGCCUGGAGACCAUGAAGGCCAAUCGUCUUCGGACACUGGCGUUUCCCUGCAUAUCUACUGGAGUUUACCAUUAUCCAAACAAGGCAGCAGCCCAUGUAGCGCUCUCAACGACAAGGGAGUGGCUUGAAGUGGAAGAUAACGCGAGCAAGGUGGACAGGAUAAUAUACUGUUUGUUUCUGGACAAAGACGUCAGCAUAUAUGAGGAACUGCUGCCAGAGUAUUUUCCUCUUUGAGUCCUCCGUCAACCUGAGUGUUAGAACACAAAGGAAACUAGUAAUUUUGUGGUGAAAGUUUUGUUCUCAGUUCAAAGGCAAAAUGUAAGGUGCAUUCCCUCUAAAAGUAAUAAAAGUUUGUGCCAGCUGUG
Molecule: messenger RNA, 1102 nt
Organism: Ornithodoros turicata
Lineage: Eukaryota; Metazoa; Arthropoda; Arachnida; Ixodida; Argasidae
Product: macro domain-containing protein CT2219-like
Exons: 8
Coding region: 108-971 (287 amino acids)
Biological process (GO): peptidyl-glutamate ADP-deribosylation; purine nucleoside metabolic process; DNA damage response
Cellular component (GO): nucleoplasm
Molecular function (GO): ADP-ribosylglutamate-[protein] hydrolase activity
Source: RefSeq, a predicted model, not a curated record